Apis laboriosa (Himalayan honeybee) is the source of this 1715-nucleotide messenger RNA. Its product is annotated as galactose mutarotase-like. The coding region runs from base 367 to 1611 and encodes 414 amino acids. The transcript is spliced from 6 exons. Gene Ontology annotation, biological process: beta-D-galactose catabolic process via UDP-galactose, Leloir pathway; glucose metabolic process. Gene Ontology annotation, molecular function: carbohydrate binding; aldose 1-epimerase activity. Lineage: Eukaryota; Metazoa; Arthropoda; Insecta; Hymenoptera; Apidae. The record is from RefSeq and is a predicted model, not a curated record.
ACAACAAGGGCUGCCUUUUAUGUUUUAUUUCCCGUCGUUCUUCCUCGCAGGUAUAAGAGGCCCCACGAUCGCCUAAAGUCGCGAAACGCGACGUUUCGAUAAGAUGCCGUGGACGCGACACGAUGUCGAAAUAAGUGAAUUCGUUGGAAUACUACUAUCGUGAAUAUGCCAAACUGUAUGUUCAAAUUCACCCAGCGAGAGUAUCGCAUCGUUACCAUCACAAUGAGUGCAUGCGUUGUGAGACUUGCGCGAAAAUAACGAUCGAUAUUUCGUUCUACGUAUACAUGCACUACGUGAUCAUUCUCUGUAAUGCGACGCGACGGAUGUAGAUAUCAGAGAAAUGUCAAGUACUAAGAUUACAGAAAAAUGUUGUUCUUAUUUAGAAAAAUACAACAAAUCAAUAGUACCAUUGGGAAAGGAGGAGGGAAUCUGAAAUUCAUAGCAACUUAUUUGUUAGGAAAUUUUUGCAACAUAAGAUAUAAAAUAAAAAAAUUCUCGCAUGAUUGUAUUCAUAAACAUCUAUAUACAUCGAUUAUGGAUUCAGACGGUAAAGAGUUAAUAUCUGUUGUACAAUGGGGAUGUAUCGGUAAUCGAAGCAUAGAAAAAUAUACUUUAAAAAAUAAAGUGGGUCAAGAAGUAGAUAUUAUAACGUAUGGUGCGACGAUAACAUCUAUUAGAAUACCAGAUAAAUAUGGAAAUAUAGCAGACAUCGUCUUGGGUUUUGAUAGCAUAGAAGAAUAUAUGAUGCCUUAUAAUCCAUAUUUUGGUGCGACAGUAGGAAGAGUUGCGAAUCGUAUAAAAAAAGGAGAAUUUAUUCUAAAGGGGAAAAAAUAUCAUUUAACUAAAAAUGAAGGACAAAAUCAUCUUCAUGGUGGUACCAAGGGUUGGAAUUCAAAAAUUUGGCAUGCGGAUGUUCAAUAUAAUCAACUUGUAUUGUCUUUAUUAAGUGAAGACGGUGAUGAAGGUUAUCCUGGUGAUACCAUAGCUUCAGUCAUUUUUCAAUUAACCAAAGAUGGAGAAUUAUGUAUCGAAAUGAAAGUCUUCGUUACCAAAGCUACUCCUAUUAACUUAACUAAUCAUAGUUAUUUCAAUUUAGCUGGCCAUACUGGUAACGCAUGUGAACUAUAUAAACAUCAAUUUACUAUAAAUGCGGAUCACUGGACAGUCACCGAUGCCGAAAGUAUUCCCACUGGAGAAAUUCGUUCUGUCGAUGAUUCUGUAAUGGACUUGAGAAAUUCAACCAUACUUGGAGAUGUCAUUGACAAAGUACCAGGAGGUGGUUACGAUUAUAAUUUUUGUUUAACGAUGAACGAUACUGAAAAUGAAAAAAAUCUAGUUGCUACUGUUUUACAUCCGACUUCUGGCAGAUAUUUAAAAGUUUUUUCAAAUCAACCUGGAAUACAAUUUUAUACCGCUAACUUUCUUCCUGAAUCUACUGGUACGGGUAUUCGAGGAAAGAAUGGAAGCGAAUACUUUAAACAUGCCGCGUUUUGUUUAGAAACGCAAAAUUAUCCGAAUGCGAUUAAUCAUGAAAAUUUUCCUAAUAGUAUACUUGAACCUGGAAAAGUUUAUCACCAUAUUGUUGUAUACAAAUUUGGAAUAAUUGUUUAAAAAAUAUAUCAAUUUUUCAUAACUUAAUUCUUAUUGAUAAAAUUAAUUAUUGUACUAAUUUUUAUUAAAUCAUAUUAAUAAAAUAUAAUAAUCAUAUAUUAAAA